CUUAUCAACUGGGACUACCUGGGCUUCCUGUUCAAGAACAUCUCCCCUUACUUCUGGUCAAGCUUGGGAAUAGGGCUUUGUGUUGGACUCUCCGUCGGAGGUGCUGCCUGGGGCAUUUUCAUCACAGGAAGCAGCUUGCUGGGAGCUGCCAUCCGUGUUCCACGCAUUACCUCGAAAAAUUUGAUCAGCAUCAUCUUCUGCGAGGCAGUGGCUAUCUAUGGGGUCAUUGUGGCGAUCAUCCUGCAAACCAAGAUAGACUAUGUGGACAAAGUACCAACCACAGGGCUGUAUCCCAUACCAGCAAUGACUGCAGGCUAUGCCAUUUUCGCAUCUGGAAUAACUACAGGCUGGGCAAAUCUGGCAUGCGGUGUCUGCGUCGGAAUUGUGGGCAGCAGUGCGGCGCUCUCAGAUGCACAGAAUGCAACCCUCUUUGUGAAGAUCCUGGUCGUGGAAAUCUUUGGCAGCGCGCUGGGCUUGUUUGGGGUCAUCAUUGGCAUCAUUGUCGCUGGC
Coccomyxa subellipsoidea C-169 is the source of this 510-nucleotide messenger RNA. RefSeq names its product F1F0 ATP synthase subunit C. Gene Ontology annotation, cellular component: proton-transporting V-type ATPase, V0 domain. Gene Ontology annotation, biological process: proton transmembrane transport. NCBI's taxonomy places the organism in Eukaryota, Viridiplantae, Chlorophyta, Trebouxiophyceae, Coccomyxaceae. The record is from RefSeq and is a predicted model, not a curated record. Gene Ontology annotation, molecular function: proton-transporting ATPase activity, rotational mechanism. The transcript is spliced from 4 exons. The annotation marks the transcript as partial.